UAUUGUAUAGAUAUGUAUAUUUUUAUCUACAGGGCUCAUCUGUCAAAAUAGUCAUACAAAAAAAGUGUGUGUGUAUUAGGACACCCAUUCCUCAGUUUCAUAUAGAAUUAUGCUGAAACUCAUUCCUCUUGAUUUCCUGUAAUUCUAUACCAGUGGGUAAAAAUAUGUGUGGGGGCACAGCGCAGGAGAAACAUUAGAAGCAUAGCUGCUGCUGAGAUCCAGUAGCGCCAGAGUCUUGAGUGAGUGACCUGAAACAGAAAUGAACAGUUCUCCAGUCUGAGAUGCCGAAGAGACUCCUGUGUUCUUGUUUCUAGUGAGGCGACCAGGAGGAGUGGGGCUUUUGGAAGAGGCAGGGGGGUGUCGGACACGGUCUGUCUAUAUUUCACAAGGCACAGUUGCAACAAGGCUGAGGUUUGGCUGGAAUGGGAGUUCUGCCCUUUAAAGCCUUGGUGCAGCUCUCUGUGACUGGGUUGGGUUCAGCUCCAUAGAGGGGGACCACUGGGGUUACUUCAGUCUGAGGGGCUUGUGCGUUUAGGUCGUGGCUCCACAGAAGAGUGCCUGGCCUCCCCUGACUACUAGCCUUACAGAGCAGCCCUGAGAGGAAUGUAGGUUGUCACCAGAGCUAUUUUGGCUAUGUGCAGCCGCUAAUGAUUGUAAUCACAGAGCAGAACGGGACUCGGAGAAGUUGCCUUGCCGCCGUUUGGUUUUCCUCCCCAGCAGGUCUCUUGCCAUGCCAAGAGGGAUUAGAGCGUUAGACGAAUGGCACAUCGGCUCCGCUUGCACUUUGCGUCGAGAAGAAGCAACACGGAUCCUCUGUCAGAGAGCCUGAGCAGCCAUGGUGAGGAGAGCGUUCUCUGUGUGUCAACCCGCAGCCCCACAGAGAGCCUAGCGCACAGCUCUGUCCAAAUGAAGGUGAUUCCAGGGCAGCUAGCCUUGGCUUUGCCUCCCCUGUCACCGGAGUACGGUAAUUUACAGCGCUACUCAUCCGUAUUUAUACCCAAGGUGAACACUGGCAGCGUCAGCAAGAAGAGUACUCUGCAGAUCUCCCUGCAGCCCCGUGGCAAGCUGAAUGGAGAGCUGGAGAACAGCACUGAGGGCGGGGAGCCAGGGGUCGGCGAGUUGGGUUCGGGCAGUGGCUCAGACGGGGUAUCCUGUAGCAGCAGCACGGCCAGCGAUGCAGGCUACUGCAGCAGCAGCAGCAGCAUCUUUGAGCCAGAGCUCCCAGAUCAGCGUAGAGCAUCCCAUGAGAGGAGUCUGCCCCGUAGGAAAGCCAGGGUCCCCCUGAGACGCUGCUCCUCCCUGGUUAUAUUUCCAAGGAGCCCCUGUAAUACACCACCAGCCUCCCCGGUCAGCCCUGUGGCUCUACCUGCCCUACCUCCAGCCAGGGGCUCCUACCAGACUUCUCACCAGCUCCAGUUGUCCCCCAGUGAGCCCCCGCAGGAGGACGAGACGGGUACCUCGAAAGCGUCCAUCGCCACGGCGAUGAACGGCCUGCGACUCUCUAAGAGCAGCUUUCCGUCAGCGGAGUUCAGAGACGCCAGGCCCAUGGUGCAUUUUAACAUUCCGCUUCCGGAUAAACCUAAAGACAAAAUGGAGGAGUGUGAGAAGACUGACCACUCGGCUACCUUAGAUCGACCGUGUCGCGACAAGGCUGACCACUCGGCAAAUUUAGACCAACACUCCAGUGUGCUACUGCACUUUGCCCACCAGCGACCAAUGUCUGGGAAGGCAUCUAGAAACAGAACAACAGUCAAUGUUGAAUGUCCUGAAUGUCCUGAAUCUCCAACCCACCCCUCGGAGGGUGAAUGUGGCCCUCGCCACAUUAAGCUGUUUCGCAGCACCUCGGCUUGCUUUCUUCCCUCAACUAAACUUUCAGAGAAGAGCCACAGUGCCAGUCUCGCAGACAAUGGAAAUGGACAGGAAAACCAUUGUCAUCACGCCUUACAAAGGAGCUUUUCUCUGGAAGUCCCCUACCAUAAUACUGGUAUUUCAUGUCACGUUUCCAACCAAAAACUAUCUAACUCUCCACAUGUGCACAUCCAUGUGUCCCACGGCUAUGGGGCAAGGGUCUCUAGCCCUGUCAUUGAUGUAAACACUAACCACAAAAGGGAUCACAUACAAAAGAGCCCUGCAAGAAAGACCACGACACGUGAUGACUUUCUGGGACAGGUGGAUGUACCAUUACACCAGAUACCGACAGAAAAUCCUAACAUUGAAAGGCCGUACACAUUCAAGGAUUUUCUACUUCACCCGAGAAGUCACAAAUCCAGGGUCAAGGGUCAUCUCCGUCUGAAGAUGACCUACCUACCCAAAAACAACUCAGAGGAUGCUGCAGAACAGACUGAAGACAUGGAUCCUAGCUGGGAGUUUCUAGAGGGCCAGGACAUGUCCGGUCCCAGGCAUAACCACCUGCUGCCUGCAAUGCCCCCUGGCUGGGAGGAGAGGCAGGACAACCUGGGCAGGACCUACUAUGUCAACCACGAAACCAGGACGACACAGUGGCACAGGCCCAUAGUACAAGACAGCCAGGUGGAGGCAGAGCAAAGGCAGAACAUCCACAUGGAGGCCCAGCAAUCCUUCACCGCCCGCAGGCAGAUCUCUGACCAAGAGGACUCCAACGACAGACAAGAGUCUCCUGAGAGCUGGGAAAUCAUAACAGAGGAUGAGUCCACCUUCUACAACAGCCAGCGCUCCCCCCCUCCACCCCACUCCCCCCUGGAGUUUCACUCCUUCUGUGACGAGCUCAGUCGCUUCCAGGCCUCGGGUGCCACAUCCGGCAACCGACGUACCUCCCUCCAGCUUCAGGGCCCUUCCAGUCACUCCAGUCGCAGAGGCAGUGCCCAGACUCUGACCGUAGAGGAGCACCCUGUUCAUCCUGUGUUGUUAGCAACCUCAGCGGGGCUGCCUCCAGGCUGGGAGGAGAAGCAGGAUAGUAAAAGCAGACCCUACUACGUUAAUCACAACAGCAGGAUAACCACUUGGACACGGCCACUCAUCCAGAUAACCUCAGAGGCAGCAGCCCAGGCUGUUCUGUCCCAGAACGCCACUGUGUACCAGCCCCCUAUGCUCUCUCCUGAGGGCUCUCCCCAGCACUCCCCCGGCUCACAGAGGGAGUGUGGCUUCAUGCCGGCGGGCUGGGAGGUCCGCAAUGCCCCCAACGGAAAACCCUUCUUCAUCGACCACAACACUAAGACCACUUCCUGGGAAGACCCCAGGUUGAAGAUUCCUGUGCACAUGAGGAGGAGACCUUCGCUAGACCCAACUGACCUCGGGCCAAUGCCGCCUGGCUGGGAGGAGAGGGUCCACAGUGAUGGGAGGAUAUUCUACAUAGAUCACAACACGAAGAACACACAAUGGGAUGACCCCAGACUGCAGAAUUCAGCCAUAACUGGACCAGCUGUGCCUUACUCCAGAGACUAUAAACAGAAGUAUGAAUACUUCCGGAAGAAGCUGAAGAAACCGGCUGACAUCCCCAACCGCUUUGAGAUGAAGCUCAGGCGGAACGCCGUGCUAGAGGACUCUUACAGACGAAUCCUGUCAAUCAAGAGGGCCGACUUCCUGAAGGCCCGGCUGUGGGUGGAGUUUGAGGGAGAGAAGGGCUUGGAUUACGGGGGCGUGGCCAGGGAAUGGUUCUUCCUCAUCUCCAAGGAGAUGUUCAACCCCUAUUAUGGGCUGUUUGAGUAUUCUGCCACGGACAACUACACUCUGCAGAUCAACCCCAACUCAGGCCUCUGCAAUGAGGACCACCUGUCCUACUUCAAGUUCAUUGGCCGUGUGGCAGGCAUGGCUGUCUACCAUGGCAAGCUGCUGGACGCCUUCUUCAUCAGGCCUUUCUACAAGAUGAUGUUGCAGAAGCCCAUUACUCUACAGGACAUGGAGUCUGUGGACAGUGAGUACUUCAACUCCCUGAAGUGGAUAUUGGAGAAUGACCCGAUAGACCUGGAUCUGAGGUUCACCAUAGACGAAGAGCUCUUUGGACAGACACACCAGCAUGAGCUGAAGCCAGGAGGAUCUGAAAUAGUAGUCACCGAUGACAACAAGAAGGAAUACAUCCAUCUUGUCAUGCAGUGGAGGUUCGUGAACAGGAUACUGAAGCAGAUGACCGCAUUCAAGGAGGGAUUCUAUGAGUUGAUACCCCAGGAUCUCAUCAAGAUCUUUGACGAGAAUGAGCUGGAGCUCCUGAUGUGUGGCCUGGGAGACGUGGAUGUGAACGACUGGAGGGAGAACACCAAGUACAAGAAUGGCUACUGUCCCAACCAGCCUGUCAUCCUAUGGUUCUGGAAGACUGUUCUGCUGAUGGAUGCAGAGAAGCGUAUCCGCCUGUUGCAGUUUGUGACUGGCACCUCCCGGGUCCCAAUGAAUGGCUUUGCAGAGCUCUACGGGUCUAACGGACCACAGCUGUUUACCAUCGAGCAGUGGGGAACACGAGACAAACUACCUAGAGCCCACACGUGCUUCAACCGACUGGACCUGCCUCCCUAUGAGUCGUUUGAGGAGCUGAGGGAGAAGCUACACAUUGCCAUAGAGAAUGCACAAGGCUUUGAUGGAGUGGAUUAGGGGAGUGUGUGGCCUUUGGGGCAGAUGUUAAAAUGGCAGUUACUGUCAGUGAACUGAGGGCUAGCACCAAGUUUUGUGCCGUAGUUCUGUUUGAUGCUGAUAAAACACCUAAUAUUCAGGUCCAGACCUGACCUGCCAACCGCCUGAGAAGAUGGAGAACAAUCACAGAAAACAAAGUCUUUGGUGCUCUUCUCUCCUGCACAGUGGAAGGGAUGGAUGAUGAGUGAAAAUCACUUCUUAAAUCACUCUUGGUCUGUGAAGUUUACAAAUAGUUUUUUUUGUGUCUCGUAAAUAUGUAUGUAUACUUAAACCAGAUCUAUAUACAAUUUAUCAAAUGCAUUAUAUCAUACAGAUAUUAUUGUUCAUCUAUGAUAAACAUUCUAUCAUGAGGAGAUUGACAUUGGACUUCGAUAUACAUUACCGUAUAUACACUGGUGUCGAAAGAGUUCAACAGGGAUGCUGGCCCAUGACUCCAAUGCUUCCCACAGUUAUGUCAAGUUGGCUGGAUGCUUUUGAGUGGUGGACCACGGGAAACUUAAGUGUGAAAAACCAUGCAGUGUUGCAGUUCUUGACAUAAACUGGUGCGCCUGACACCUACUACCAUACCGCGUUCAAAGGUACUUAAAUCUUUUGUUUUGCCCAUUCACCCUCUGAAUGGUAGACACAAUCCUUGUCUCGAGGCUUAAAAAUCCUUCUUUAACCUGUCUCCUCCUCUUCAUCUACACUGAUUGAAGUGGAUUUAACAAGUGACAUCAAUAAGGGAUCAUAGCUUUCAGCUGGAUUCACCUGGUCAGUCUGUCAUGGAAAGAGCAGGUGUUUUUUUUCCUGUUUUGUACAAUCAGUGUAUGUGUGCGCAAUUGACAGUGAAUGCACUUUUGUAUAGCUUACUGAGGAAAUCAUAGACUCCACAUUAGACUCCAUUGAAAAACCAUAUUGCCAUUGCUUUCUCAUUCUUGCACACACACUUGCAAAAUAUGUGUUUCCUCUGCUGUUUUUUUUAUUCAGUGAUGGAUGUAUUAUUUUUUAUUCCGCUAUUCCAGGGCUCUCAACCCUGUUCCUGGAGCGCUACCCUCCCGUAGGUUUUCACCUCCAACCCCAGUUGUAACUAAUUAAUAUAAUCAGGAGCGCUAGAUUAGGGUUGGACUGAACCUACAGGACAGUAGGUCUCCAGAAACAGGGUUGGAGAGCCCUGCUCUAUUCAUGGGUGUUAUAGAGCAGUAUAAUACUCUAUUUUUAGGAGUACAUUUAUUUUUUUCAAAUUGCUCUGUGUAAUAACUAUUGAAUUAAUAUCAAGAAAUUGAUACUAUCAAAUAUUUCUGCGAAUGUCUUUUUGCCUUUGAUUUUCUUGAGGGAAUUGACUGUACAUAUGCAGUGGUGUGCUCUAUCAAAGAAUGUAUUGUAUAAAUGGUAGAAAACAUGUGUUUACACUCUGGUAUGUUUACAGAUUGUUGAUGAAGGAAAAUAUGAUGGUCGUUUUCAUUUCUCUUAAAUGAAAAUGUUAUACUUGUGCUUUUAUAAGGUAAAGCACUUUGUAAAAAUGGUUAUAAAAGUCUUAGUGUCUUGAUCUUUGCCAAACUACCAAUUUCAGAAUGCAUACAUUGAGUAUGAUUUCAUGCUAAAAUCCUCUGCUUUUAAGUGCACAUUUGACUUGAGUACCUUUUACUUGCCAUGGAAGAAAAAAGCACAUUCUUUCCUUUCACUGGUAAUUAAGACUUAAAUUACAAUGCCUUCAUUUGUAAUGUAUCAUAGAAUUUGAUCAUCCAAAUCGUUUGACAUGUUCUAAUCCUUUAGUUGAAUGGAUAUAUUGUUGUCAUCCGAUACUCUAUAAUUCAUUAUUUUAAGAGAUACUUAAUUUAUAUAUUAUGUCAGAACUGUCAUUCUGACAACUGUAAGUUGAUUUUCUAUCAAUGAUUUAAUGAAAUAAAACUUCUGUAUCUUGUUGAAAACAUGUUUUGAUUGCAUGCCAAAUUAAAUGGCAGCAUAUUUUGAAAAACGAAUAAAUGGAAAAUGCCACCUAAUGUUCUCCUUUCAUAUUAUACUGAAAAAAAAUAAAAACACUUGUAAAAU
This is a messenger RNA of Salmo salar (Atlantic salmon), 6624 nucleotides long. Its product is annotated as E3 ubiquitin-protein ligase NEDD4. Gene Ontology annotation, cellular component: cytoplasm. Gene Ontology annotation, biological process: ubiquitin-dependent protein catabolic process; regulation of dendrite morphogenesis; protein ubiquitination. Lineage: Eukaryota; Metazoa; Chordata; Actinopteri; Salmoniformes; Salmonidae. Gene Ontology annotation, molecular function: sodium channel inhibitor activity; ubiquitin protein ligase activity; protein binding. The record is from RefSeq and is a predicted model, not a curated record.